AAAAUACCGAUACAUUAUUAGCAACUACUGGUAUAUAGGUCUAUACAGGUUUCGACUGCAUUAUUAUGGUAACUCUUUUAUUCUGAAGGAACAUGGAUUUUAAAUUGCAAGGGAAAACCGCCGCCAUCAUAGGCGUAGAGGGCAGACUAGGUAAAGAGGUGGCCGUUCACUUUGCAUCUCUUGGAUGUUCCCUUGCUUUAGUAGGAAAGAAUCAAUCGAAGCUUGAUGACAUUGCCAGAGACUGUAUCAGUAAAGGACUUAUUUCAAAACAGGUCUUGGCAGUCCGGUGUGAUCUAAAUCAAGAAUCUGAUUUUGAGAAUAUAUUUUCUAGGAUUUCUGGCCAGUUAGGACCAUUGCACGUAUUGGUUAACUGUGAAGGAGCAAUAUCGUACGGACGAUUGUCUGAGCUGACGCCCUCAGCGAUCAAUGAUGCCAUGCAAGUCAAUACACUUACAACUGCCAUGGCAACGAAAGCGGCAACAUCGUACUUGGAGAAUACUCGCGGAGUGGUCAUCAAUAUUUCAUGCAGUUGUGCACAUCGAACGUCGCCCAGUCUACUCGCAUUCGGUAUGGCCAUGUCUUCAAUUAACUACUUCACGCAGUGUACAGCCAUAGAGCUUGCUCCUAAGGGAAUACGCGUCAAUGCUGUAAGUCCGUCAGUGGAUGUAUUUGAAAGUCUUUUGGACCCUCCUCCUGCUAAGCCGUACCAGGAACCUCGUAAAGCCCCACUCAACCAGUCUCCUCCUACCGUCGAUGACGUGCUCAAAACCAUCACUUUUCUCGCAUCAGACGAGAGUAGCUUUAUUACAGGCGAGAUUAUCUGUGUCGAUAACGGUCUUCAUAUCGCUGGGCUGCCCUUCUAGAAAUAAUGUUCUCAGUCUAUUUCAAAUUCAAAUAAUGUACUGAAAUAGAGUCAUGAUAUGAAUAGGAUUAUCAUUUCAAAAAAAGAAACAAAACAGAGCGAAACAAAAUAUAAAUAUGCUAAAUAGAAACAACCUCAAAGGCAAAGGCAGAUAUGGUUAUGAUUAUGAUUAUUAAAGUGUCUUUGGUUCUAUGAAAUUGGCUUAAUUCCAAGAAAUACAUUUACGUAGACAAAUACAGUGAAACCCGCUGUAAUGGCUGACAAUUGGAAACAUAAAAAAUGGCAAUUGUACACACGUGGCCUUUCUAGAGAGGAUCUCAAAUACAUUUUAAGGAAGAAAACGAUAUGACAGAGGUGGCCACUAAACAGGUUAGAUCGUAUAUGAAUUGACUGUUGGCAUCAUUAUGGAUAACAUUUUAUUAAUAAAAAUAGUUGUUAUGAUAAUGAUAAUGAUAAUGACUACUAUAGCUACUACUACUAUAAUAAUAAUGAUAGUAACGAUAAUGUAUAUAAAUAGCGUAUUUACCGCCAUAUAGUCAUGUUCAAAUGCGCUUUACAAUUAAAUUGUUAACAAAAGAA
Messenger RNA from Strongylocentrotus purpuratus (purple sea urchin), 1441 nucleotides. RefSeq lists its product as uncharacterized. The transcript has 9 exons. The coding region runs from base 93 to 863 and encodes 256 amino acids. The record is from RefSeq and is a predicted model, not a curated record. Lineage: Eukaryota; Metazoa; Echinodermata; Echinoidea; Camarodonta; Strongylocentrotidae.